AUGUACGGACAACAACCGUUCCCGCAGCAGCAGCGGAUGGAGCGCUCGAUGUCGCAGAAGAAGCGCGAUCAGGCGGCGGCGCGGAAGGAGUUCAAUAACGACUGGCAGACGGGCCUGUGCGGGGCCCCGUGCGCCGAUCCCGCGUAUUGCUGCUUCGCGCUCUUUUGCGCGACGUGCGCGGCGUACGAACAAAGAAAACUCCAGAUGGGCUCGGCGUGGCCGUCGCAGUACGUGUGCUGCAACGGAGGGACGUGCGUCUCGGGCCGGUGCGGCGAGCGGAGCAAUCCCGAGCUGUGCCUCUGCUGCGAGGUGUGCUGUUGCUUUCCGAGCGCUAUGGCGACGACGCGUUUCAUGAUUCAAGACGAACAGCGCGUGAUGAACACACAGUGCGAUAAUUGUCUCAUCGGGUUCAUGCUCAUCACGCAACAGCUCGCGUUUUGCUUGCGCUGCCUGGCGAGCGUCACGAACAACCAGGACAUCGAGCUGCUCGCGGACGCGGUCGACUGCUUAGCGGACCUCACGUACGCCAGCGUGUGCGCGUGCAUGCUGACGCAACAGAACCUCCAAAUCAAGCACCGAAACUCGCAGCAGACUCAGGGAAGGCCGGGAGUGAUGGCGGCGCCGACGCCGCCGACGAUGCAGCCGGGGCGCCCGUCCGCGCCAGUCGUCCUCACUCAAGGACCGCCGCAGCCGCAACCGAUGACUUAUACGUACACGGCACCACCUCGUCAGGCCCCGCCACCGCGUGCCCCCCCGGCACGCGCUCAACCGCACGGGCAAUACACGACCGGGUCGACGUACUAUCCGGAAUAG
This is a messenger RNA of Ostreococcus tauri, 813 nucleotides long. RefSeq lists its product as uncharacterized. NCBI's taxonomy places the organism in Eukaryota, Viridiplantae, Chlorophyta, Mamiellophyceae, Mamiellales, Bathycoccaceae. The transcript has a single exon. The coding region runs from base 1 to 813 and encodes 270 amino acids. The record is from RefSeq and is a predicted model, not a curated record.